Messenger RNA from Aspergillus campestris IBT 28561, 1351 nucleotides. RefSeq names its product putative nucleotide-sugar transporter. Gene Ontology annotation, molecular function: pyrimidine nucleotide-sugar transmembrane transporter activity. Bases 332 to 1255 code for a protein of 307 amino acids. Gene Ontology annotation, cellular component: Golgi membrane; intracellular membrane-bounded organelle. Gene Ontology annotation, biological process: pyrimidine nucleotide-sugar transmembrane transport. NCBI's taxonomy places the organism in Eukaryota, Fungi, Ascomycota, Eurotiomycetes, Eurotiales, Aspergillaceae. The transcript has a single exon. The record is from RefSeq and is a predicted model, not a curated record.
CUCUAUUGAGGAAAACCAACCAACCAAUCAGUCGUCAAAAUGGUUAACAAAGCGGUCAUCCCGUUCCUGGUCACGAUGAUGCUCGUGACUGGGGUGUGUAAUACGAUUUUGAAUAAAUAUCAGGUGGGUUGCAUCUUUGCAUAUAUGGGGGACGGAGUUGGGGGGAGUGGUGGAUGGCUGACGCAUGGUGCUGUGUAGGAUAUGCAAUGUGUGAGGAAUUGUGAUGAUCCUGAUCCGGCGGAGAGGAGGUUGUUUGAGCAGCCUGUGAUUCAGACGUGAGCUUCUCUUAUCCCUGCUUUAUUUUCUAUAUGCUGAUACGAGAAGUAUUCAAAUGUUCGUGGGUGAAUCCGGAAGCUGGCUCGUCGUCUUCCUGGCCUGGGUCUACAGACAAUGCAUCGCCCCCCGCUUUUCAAACAAUACAACCCCAUUACUCGCCGGCGGCUACAACCCCGUGCAUAAUGAUGACCGACUCGACGACGACGGAGAGGAGGACCAGACCAUCAGCGGACCCGACUACGCAGACGACCCGUCCAAACCGCUGGACGACGGACGGGUCAAACUCGAGGGCCGCAGAAUCUUCCUCCUCGCGGCGCCCGCCUGCUGCGACAUCGCCGGAACGACCCUCAUGAACGUGGGUCUCCUGUUCGUAGCCGCCAGCAUCUACCAGAUGACCCGCGGAGCACUGGUGCUCUUCGUCGGGCUCUUCAGCGUCAUCUUUCUGCACCGCAGACUCCACGUGUACCAGUGGAGCGCGCUCUUCGUCGUGGUCCUCGGCGUGGCCCUGGUCGGUCUCGCGGGGGCGCUCUUCGGCGACGCUCCGAACCACGAGGCCAGCCAGGACAGCACACCCAUGGUGAUGGUCAGGACCGUCGCGAUGGAGGCCCGCGCCGUGGCGCAGACGCCCGAGGCGGUCAAGACUAUCAUCGGCGUGCUGCUGAUCGCAGCCGCGCAGAUCUUCACGGCGUCGCAGUUCGUGCUCGAGGAGUGGAUCCUCGAGAACUACGCCAUGGACCCGCUCCGCGUCGUCGGUUGGGAGGGCGUCUUUGGCUUCAGCGUUACGGUCGUGGCGUCGAUUAUCAUGCAUUUGUUCGUGGGCCAGACGCCCGCAGGACGAUAUGGAUAUUUCGACGCACGAGAGGGCUGGUCUGAGGUUUUCCAUAACCGGACGGUGGCUAUGAGUAGUUUUCUCAUCAUGAUUAGUAUUGGGUAUGCUUUCCCUCCUCUCUUCACUUUCUCUUCCCCUACUAAUAUCUAACCAGCGGAUUCAACUUCUUCGGCCUCUCCGUCACGCACUGCAUCUCCGCCACCUCGCGCAGCACAAUCGACACCUGCCGCACGCUGUUCAUCUGGC